Molecule: messenger RNA, 2027 nt
Organism: Dicrocoelium dendriticum
Lineage: Eukaryota; Metazoa; Platyhelminthes; Trematoda; Plagiorchiida; Dicrocoeliidae
Source: the annotation of a GenBank genome assembly
AUGACUAAUUAUUUCGUUCCGAAUAUGGAGCUGCAUAUAUCCCCUUUUGUCGUGCCGUUUCGAGAGACAGUGAUUGAGUCGUCACCUGCUCCGACUCACUCUUUGGCAACGAAUACAUCGGAAUCUAUCGAGAAAGUCAGAUCUAGAUUGGAAUCCAUUCUUUUGGGAUCGGAUGACCCCGUAGCUAUUGUCACCGAGCCCUUGGCCCCGAUCACCGAGGCCGUCUGCUUCACGUGCGGGCCAAACGACACACCUCUGGAUUUGUACCCCCCAACAUCAUCCGGAUGCAAGAUUUACAUUCAGAAAGAAUCCAUGCAUGAUGCAUUUGCUCCUUCUAUCGAUCCCACUAAUCUCCCUGUGGGACACUUUCAGUUGCCACACAGCAAAACUCGGACCAGAGUCAUUAUCCGAGUGUCGGUUCAUCCACUUCCUGAGAAACUUUUACAGUGGGUAGAAACACGCGGCGCUCGGAAGGUUUCACAACUCAUCCGUGCCUUCAAGAUCCAGGCCGCUGUUUACGAUUCCCUAGUUGCCGCAUUCAACACGGAGUUCUCACAACUAUGCUCUUCUUUGGUUCAAACUGAAGCGAACCGACCCAGUGGUUCGUCCAUUGAUUGGUGCAACAUGGCCCCUCGAUUUCUGGCUUUGGGGCCCGGACAAACAGGACCUAAUAUGUUUUUCAGUCGUCUGAAGACAGACCACUUGCCAAUUUUCACCGCAUGGGGACAACAAGUGUAUGCGUACGAAAACGGUCCACCACGUCCACCUCCUUGCAACAGACCCAAUUUAAGCUUGCCUUUGGUCAGUUAUGGAAAGGCGUUGCUGCGCGGUUUUCAACUCGCAACUGAGCGCGGACCACUGUGUGGUGAGCCAAUGCGGGGUGUGCUCUUCAUUCUGGAAGAAAUCUACGCUGAGGAACGCUGCCGGUUUGGAAUACUAGAUUUGUUAUCACAACAGCAGCAGCAGCAGCAGAUCGCGUCGAAUGCGUUUGCGGAACUGCCAAUGGAACCCAGUCUGCCGCCGGCUAUCGAUGCUUUGGAGCAGAUGGUGGAGAACGGGAGGUUCAGCAGAAUGCACCUGCUCAACUGGUUGAAUGAGAACAAGAAAGGCGAAAUGAUCCACUUUGAAGAUGACGACUGGACAUCUGUUCUUGAUAAUGGGGAGCUUCUUCACAGCCUUUCGACGGAGCCUUCUAUUUCAGAAGCCGAUUUGGGUGGAUUGAAUGAGAAGCAAAAUACCGUGCAAACUCUAAUGAAUGGUAUCCCGUACUGGAAACGAUUGACAGAUGAAGCUUGGGUCCAAGACGUGUCACCCGGUCUACUCACUUCUGCGGUCAGCCGGGCUUGUAUAGCUGCGUUCCAGGCUUCACCCGGUCAGCGGCUCAUGUUGUGCAUGUAUGACGUGGAGUUACAGGCUAGACCGGAUGUGUUGGGUCGAAUGUUUGGCGUGCUUCGGAAACGACAUGGCCGUGUGGUGAGUGAGGAUUUGCGUGACGGGGAGAAUAUCUUCACAAUCAAAGCCCGCUUACCUGUGAUAGAAAGUUUCGGACUGGCUGUCGAACUGCGGUCACGCACCAGUGGAGUCGUUAGCCUACCUCAACUACGGCCUGACGGUUGGGAAGUACUAGAUGUGGAUCCCAUCCCCCGAAACCCAGACCACACUUUGACAGACAAAUCGGUCGCAUCACAUGAUGUGGUGGUGCCUCGCAAAGGCAGAAAGUCGACUGUUGAUCGUCCGACCGCCCCUGCAAGCGCUGCAAAGGUAGUCACGGAUAGCGACGAAGAUACUGUGGACGAGUUGACUUCUCACUUCGCUCGAGUACGAAAAUACAUCCGAGAUGUCCGGAUUCGAAAAGGUCUUUCAACCAACGAGCAGUUAGUGCUUCACCCCGACAAACAACGAACCUUGAAGAGAAAUAAAUAAUUUUCUUUCAUCCAAAUCCCGAUUUUAUUAUCUCCCUCUUCCUGCACUGUAUCAAAUACACAUUGAAACGUUGGCGUUGACUCUAUAUCACACCGUCGUUUUCG